Molecule: messenger RNA, 849 nt
Organism: Fundulus heteroclitus (mummichog)
Lineage: Eukaryota; Metazoa; Chordata; Actinopteri; Cyprinodontiformes; Fundulidae
Gene: cd247l
Product: CD247 antigen like
Exons: 7
Coding region: 165-551 (128 amino acids)
Source: RefSeq, a predicted model, not a curated record
UGCGGUGGGCGUUGAAGGUUGCGACAGAGCUUUCUAGUUAAAACCACACCGUCUCAGUCCACUGGCAGGUCGUCAUUCAGCCGCUUCCUCACAACAGAGGGAUCAGAUGGUACGGUGAGGCAACUUAUUGCAGAAAAAGAUCAGUCUGACAUCCAGAAAGAGCCAUGGAUACACUGAGGACAGGUGCAUCUGUGCUCUUUGUGCUGUUCAUGCCCGUCGCCUCUGCAGAGACAUUUUUCACUGAUCCGGUCAUCUGCUACUUCCUGGAUGCGUUUCUGAUGGUUUACUGCAUCGCUGCGACGGCACUGUUCUUCAGAGAAAAGUUCUCCAAGUUGCCACAAGUUCCACCUGAGUCUGAGGAUGAAAAAAAGGGCAUUUACCAGGAACUCGAGAGGCCAAAGGACACUGAUCCUUACCAAGAGCUUCAAGUAAAAAAGACAAAGGCAAAAUCUAACAAGAAGAGCAGAGCUAAGAAGAACCAAGGCAAGCCCAAGGAUAGGGAUCCCUACGAAUCGGUUCCCACCAGCCCGCCGCCUCUUCCAGCUGUUUAGGGAUGCACUUACAGCUCCAAAAACGAAAGCUAAACGCAACGGAGAUGAAAGGAGGAUUAUUUCCUGUUUGUAUGUUUCGGGGGGGUUUUUUGGAGUAAAGAACUUCCUUUUCUCUUUGCUUUUUUGUAUGUAUAGAUGCUUUUCAUAAUAAUUAGCUGUUGGGGAAAUAAGACAAGGUUGGAUUUCCAGUAGACAAAUUCAGAUCAUAUACAACUAAAAACAGGUAUUUACAUACGAUGUACAAAGCAAGAUGAUCAUGUUUUUCCUCAUAGUCCGACAUUAAAUCAGAAUUAACUUU